Ornithodoros turicata is the source of this 1806-nucleotide messenger RNA. Its product is annotated as serine/threonine-protein kinase haspin-like. The transcript is spliced from 11 exons. The record is from RefSeq and is a predicted model, not a curated record. The coding region runs from base 19 to 1611 and encodes 530 amino acids. Gene Ontology annotation, biological process: intracellular signal transduction; mitotic cell cycle. Lineage: Eukaryota; Metazoa; Arthropoda; Arachnida; Ixodida; Argasidae. Gene Ontology annotation, cellular component: cytoplasm; nucleus. Gene Ontology annotation, molecular function: histone H3T3 kinase activity.
GCAGUGUUCAUUUGCAACAUGUCUGUUCCAAUGAGAAGUUGGAUGCUGUUGGUGGUGUUCUGCCUUGUCGCAGCAACAUACUCGAAUUCCAAGCAUUUGGAAGGCCACAUUUCGGACCUCCCCGACUACGACACCUACCGUGUCCUGGAGCGGCGUCGCCUUCAGCAACAGAGACAAGAGUCACUCGGAACAACAGAGGACAAUGCAACUGUCGUAACCAUGCCAGCGCAGAGGACCACAGUGAAACGUGCCCCGGCGAAUAUGCUCUACGAUGUCCUGAGGUUUUUGCACGCGAACCGGGUGCUCUUCUACCUGUCCUGUGGCGGCAUCCUCACGGCUGUCUUGCUGCUGUUCACCUUGGCAGCGUUACAUAUGUCUGGCGGACUGGGCAGCCAUCGUUCGUCAGCUCCCACGAUGGCUUCUGCACCGGAAGAGUAUCCUCUACUGAGUCGCGAGCGUAGGCACGUGGAGUUCGCCAGCGAUGACGACGAGAGCUCCCCUACGGCCCCUGUCACUGAGGGAUACGACUGUUUCGUUGCGUUGCAACCGGAACGAGCUCCUGCCGGUGACUCUCCUGUCGAACGUACGCAUGUGCUCUCGAUGCGGCCGUCGCCAGAAAAGCCGACUGUGCCUGUAUUCCCCAAGCAACUGCUCGAGCUUUGUAACCAGGACGUGCCUUUGUCGUUUGUUGCCUUUCUUCCCAAUGGAAACUACGACCGUACCAGGUGGGUGGCCCGCGGCAAACAUAGCGAAGUCUUCCAGGUCGUCUCGCUCCUCAAGAAGACAAUCUUGAAGGUCAUACCUCUUCUCAACGAGUACACGGACAGCGAGAUCAAUACACUCACCCUCGGAGUCAUGUCUCACAUGAAACUGAGUUCCUUGAGAUACGGCUUAAAAUACAGAACGCCAAACUUCAUCGAAAUUCAAAGAGUGGCUUGUGUGUAUGACACAUUUCCGGAAUGGCUUCUCAAAAGUGACAGGUUAAAGGAUUCCUACGAUUCCACUGCUGAAAGCCUACUUUCGGAAGUCACUGGUAUAAGCCAGUGCACUAACACUCGACGGUUUAUUGUGAUCGAACUAUGCUACGCUGGAAGGCCUCUAUCUCGCAUCAAGAUGCGAAGCUCUGUCCAGGGACGAAGCCUUAUACAACAGAUCGCCUGCAGUGUCGCCGUGGCUGAACGAUCACUAGGCUUCGCCCAUCUAACAACUGACGCAGACAAGGUCCUGGUGUCGCCUACAGACCUGGCUAGUAUAGAAUACCGCAUAGACGGACGAGCCCCGUUGUGCGUUGAAGCCGCGGGUCUCAAGGCCCACAUCUCUGGUUCACUCUCAUGCAUGGUUAAUGUUGAGAGGCUACGCGGGGAAGCCCUCGACGACAUGGAACAGCUCUCUCAAGGCACGCACGAUAAUGGAUCAAAGGCAGAACGUUUCUACAACAACGUGAUGUGGGUCGGAGCGGUCUUCGAAACAAUCAUAUCGAAGCUGCAUUCAGACGUACAAGACUCUCGUAUUCGAAGUGAGGGCGCCGUCAUCAGUCAACUUCACAGCUGGCACAACACGCUCCAUCAGUGCAGUUCUGUGGAUCAGUUUGUCAUGGAUACCUUCCUAUAGAUGCAGCUCCAUUUGAACAUAAGCGUCUUAGUAUAAACUGCACUGAAAAGACACAAAAAAAAAACUUCACAUAUAUCAACGCUCACCCACAGCAUAUGCGAACAAAAACAAAAUCAACAAAUCAUACAGAAGGCCCAUGAACGGGUCACCACUGGUUUCUGUGUCUCUGUACAAAUAUUACGAUCGCAAAUUUCA